AUGAAAAGCAGUGAUGAGUCGGAGUUCAGCAAUGAGGAUCACAGCUCUGAGGAAGGAGAAGUCCAAUCGGAGCUUGACGAGAUCGAAACGCCGCUGGAUACGGUAGUAAAGAAGGACGAAACACCAUGGGAACGUGGUCUUCGUUUGGCGCGAGAACGUUUAGAGCGUACAAAAGCUUUGAAGGCGAAGGAGAAAGAUCUUGUUGAAAAACGUAUGAAUUUGCCUGUCCCGGCGCCAGUUGUAGAGAAGAAGAUUGAAGCAGCUUUCGAAGAUGAUUUCUUAUGGCCUUGCUAUUAUCAAGCAAGUAUAAUCGGGCGUACCGAAUUAACUGGUCACCGAUACCUACCAGAAGAUAUUCUCCCUCCAAGUGCAAGUGAAGCUGCAGAGUGGCGCCGACAAGUUACAAAACGUCAUCGUGGUCGUCAUCAGCGUCGUCGUAGUGGCAGUCAAAACUUUUCUUCUGCCUCAUCAUCAUCAUCUGCUUCAUCGUCAUCGAGAAGUACUUCCCGUAGUUCCAGUGGAUCUUCAAAUAUCUCAUCCUUAGCAUCUGUUGCUGUAUCAUGGAAAGAAACAUGUGCUAAAGCCAUGAAACCUUACUUGAGGUCACCUAGACCUCGACGUAAAUAUGAUAGCAGACAUUCAUCUUGUAGCAAUUCUCGAUCUUCUGAUUCUGAUUCACGGUCGGUUCGAUCUCAUUCAGCUUAUCCUACGGCAGCAAGUGGUGCUAGGUCUGGAAAUAUAGCUGAUCGAAACCGUAGUUACUGGGGAGCUGGAAAGCAUCGAGGUAGAAACAUUGAGUCUGGUAGAUCAUCUGCUUCAAGAUCCGAUUCUAAAUCAUCUGCUGGAUCUCGUGAUCGUCCGCGUAACCAGACUUGGUUUGGAGGUGCUGGAGGACGAUCUGGAGAUGUAAAGUCGUCUAAAAAUGAUCGUCAAACAAACCUACGUACUGGUCGAAGAUCUAAAUCAUCUGGUUCUCCACCUCGCCGACGUACUGAUGUUCCACCUCUUCCGAAUGAAAGACCGAUUAAAAGACCUUGGGUUGUAGCACCAUCACUUGCUGCAGCACAGAAUUUGUCUAAAGGUGAUGGACGUGUCAAAGACCAUCCGCGGUCAUCCUCCGGAUCUCGAAGUCCUACUGGUAAAGAUACUGACGAAAAAAGAUACAUCACAUCUUGGUCGCGUAGUCCAUCAUCGGGAGGUGAAACUGGUCGUGAUCUUCAUCUCCGUGAACGUUUGCCUGAUGUGGUUCCUGGUCCACAUGUUCGUAACAGACGAGGAGCGUCACCAAUGCGUAGAAAGAAAAGUCGUAGUCCAUUUGCAGAUGACAUUUCUGGACCACCAACUGUGGCUAAUUGGGUCCCACCAAAAUCUGUCAAUCAUGCAGAACCCAAUCAAAUGCCUAACAGUGGUCAUAUCCCUAGCCAAAACUGUCUUCCUGUAGAGCAUAUUGAACCUGAAUUAUACCGUUCUAACAAUACUGAUGUUGUUCCAGAUGCAGUCGCUUCUAGUCAAACCUCUGCGUUAACGGCAGGUGAGCUGCCACCGAAUCGACCCGGUGUUCGUUUAACGUUAGCACCACGCAUGAAGGCACCACCUGUGGGUAUCAGUUCACUUGCGGGUACGGCACCUACCCGCUCUUCUACAAAUCGUCCACCUCCUCAACCGUCAUCACCACCGCAACCUCGUCAAGUUCGGCAUCUCGGUGCUCCUAUCUUACAUCGUCAUACUUCUCCCAUUGAUUCCAAGGAACAUCCCAUCGUUGGUACUACUAAUAUUACAAUGCCCCUGACACAAGUUCGUUUACAAGCGGAAGCGGCGGCGGCAGCUUUGGAGAUACGUGAACGACGAAGAGCUGCCGCCGAAGCAGCGAAAAAACACCGACAUCCACGUCGACACAAACGGACUAAUCUUGAGAGUAUACCUAUGCGUGGUAGACCAACUUAUAGACGACAGUCAUUCUCAGUCUCUUCGGAAGCAUCUGGUAGUUCCACGUCAUCUCAUUCUUCUAGAUCACUAUCCGGAGAUCGUUCUCUUUCUGAAUCAGGUAGACCUACUGCAGUUCGACAUAGUCCAUUUGGUCGUCAAGUGUCAUCUAAACAAGAUCAGGAGACUAUUCGUCCAAGUGUUCGAAAACGUAUUCGUCAGGAUACACAGCGUACAAGUCUAAAAGAAAUAGAUGAGAAUACAACACGGCGACAUGCAGGUCGUCCUGGUACAAUUGACGGCACUGAUCCUCGUGAAUCUGUGAAUUACGCGCGCUAUGCGAAACAACCAGAUUUCACUGAACGUACUGCUCACAGAACACGUGGAACAGACCAAUUCGGUCAGAAGACAUCACAGUCACUUAAACGACCUUAUCCUUCUGGUUAUGAUGAAUUACCAGUACGCCAACGUCCAGAACGAGAUAUACAUGUACCUGGUGUCCGUUUUCCAAAUGUUCCUGUUGAAGAGCCGCACAGAAUUUCAGAAACACGGCGUUCUAUUGGACAGCCAGUCGUUACCAAAGAGAGAAUUGUCAGACCAAGAACGCCUCAUGGCUUGGAAAUGAUUGAUUUCAGUCGACGUUCACCUCAUGCAGAUGUUGAUGUAUUACCUAAAAUUAUCCGGAUUGAUAGGGAACAGUACCGAAGAGUUAAUUAUGAGGUACUGGACGUCAGUGUCUGCGAAAAACCAGCCGUUGAUCCCGCAUUUGUUGAUACCGAUAGUUUUGAUGCUAAACGUGCUCGUAGUCGUCAUCGUAGUAGAGGACCUGGUGGAACUAUUGACAGAUCAGAACCCUUCGAGUCAGACGCAGGAAGUUUUGCUGCAGAACAGCGUCUAAGGAAGCUCCGUGAGCGUUUAAACCUAGUAGAUGAUGCAAUUGCUGAAAUCAAAGCAGGUACUGGAGUACAAUCAAAUUUUAGUUUUGGUGACAUUCGAAGAUGAUGAAUACUCAAAGUUCGAAACUGCAAUGUGUACAUUGUCGUUCCCACUUAACUUAUUUGUGCACAAACCAACAAUAUUUGAUUACUCCUCAAGUCAAUUGUCUGUACUUUUCG
Messenger RNA from Heterobilharzia americana, 3038 nucleotides. The record is from the annotation of a GenBank genome assembly. Lineage: Eukaryota; Metazoa; Platyhelminthes; Trematoda; Strigeidida; Schistosomatidae.